Molecule: messenger RNA, 1085 nt
Organism: Corylus avellana
Lineage: Eukaryota; Viridiplantae; Streptophyta; Magnoliopsida; Fagales; Betulaceae
Product: mediator of RNA polymerase II transcription subunit 7a
Biological process (GO): regulation of transcription by RNA polymerase II
Cellular component (GO): mediator complex; core mediator complex
Molecular function (GO): transcription coregulator activity
Source: RefSeq, a predicted model, not a curated record
UCUUCUUCUACAAAGAACACUCACGAUCGCUCUCACGCCGCACCGUGCUCCUCUCGCUCGCGGCACCGCCGCACGGCUUUGCACGGAUCCUCUCUCUCGCUGCACCCACGCUGCACUUGGCACAGCGUUACGCACUCUCAGGCCGCCCGCGUUCGAGCCUUCGCUACGCACAAUACACCACUUCGACGCUUGGGUUUGGUUUAGAAAGAGGUGUUAAUGGCAACAGCUACAUACCCGCCACCGCCGCCGUAUUACAGACUCUACAAAGAUUACUUACAAGAUCCGACAUCGGCUCCGGAGCCUCCCCCUCCGAUCGAAGGGACAUACAUUUGUUUCGGCGGCAACUACACCACUGAUGAUGUGCUUCCAAGCUUGGAAGAGCAGGGAGUGCGCCAGCUAUACGCAAAAGGGCCAAAUAUUGAUUUUAAGAAGGAAUUGAGGUCACUUAACAGAGAAUUGCAGCUGCACAUUUUGGAGCUUGCGGAUGUUCUUGUUGAGAGACCAUCACAAUAUGCAAGGAGAGUGGAGGACAUAUCCCUUAUAUUCAAGAACUUACACCACCUUCUCAAUUCAUUGCGCCCCCAUCAAGCCCGAGCGACUCUAAUUCACAUUCUAGAACUCCAAAUACAACGCCGUAAACAAGCUGUGGAGGAUAUAAAGAGGAGAAGAGAAGAAGCUCAGAAACUUCUGAAGGAAUCCCUUGCAACCUUGGAUGGACACUAAAAUCCGCAUGCAGCUUACUCAAUGAGAAAAGAACAAGGAAUAUCUAGGUAUUUACAAUGGCUUUAAGAAAUAUGGGCAUCUCAAAAAGUUCUUGUUACUGUUCAAAUUCCAGAGAUCUAACUGAAUGCCAAUGCGACUCAGCAAAGAGCCAAUGACUAUGAAUGGCUGGAUCCCUAAAGUUGGUGGAACGUUGAAGCUGUGAUAUGUCCUUCUGAUUUAAAUACCUUUCUACGAUUGACUGAGUAUGUUUCAAUUAUUAAAUUGAAUUGAUUUUCUUGCUCCCAUCACCCAUGUAUAUUGAACUUUGGAGGUUGGGAUUCCUUUUAUUUUCUUCUUCUUCAAGAAACUAUUUAACACUUCAA